GGGGGAUUCGGUUAAUUGUGGAAUUCCGUUUAAAUCAGAUGCGUAGAUACCUAGGCAAUGAGUACUAGUUUGUUUAGGGAAUAUUCCUGUUCACUCAGUGGUUCGGGGACUUCAAUAUGAGUCUGUGCACCCACUGUUGGAAUCUAGUGAGCAGCCAACAGAGUGACAACCUUGAGACUCCAUUGUCCGAAAAAUGUGUUGUCAGUGGGCUGAAAAUUGGGCUGUGGAGUUAAAAUUAUAAUCAGGCAAAGCUUGGAAAGCUCGAUGAAGUAACGAGGCCCCGACAGAAACUCAUUUACCCCGCAGUAAUCCGAAUAAUCUCGAGCUUUAACAAUCCAUCCUCUCUUUCUGGCAGGCUGCUUAUCCAAGAGUGAAAUUCAACUCGGCAACUCCCUUCCCGUUUUCUCUCUCAAGCUGACUUUUCGAUCUACGAGACAUCGCACUUCCAAACCAUACCAUACCAUGUCUCCUCAUGACAGCAUAGUUUUUAAUGUGUUCAAAGGUUCUAAAGCUGGGGAUAUCAUCGAGUCCGAUUCAAAACGUCCAGCUUUGAGUGGUGAUCAAGUCUUGAUCUCUGUUUCUGCGUCCGGUCUUUGCGGUGGUGAUUUGCUGUUCAAGCACAAUGAUAUGACUCUUGGACACGAAGGUGUUGGUGUCGUCGUUGCAACUGGCCCGGAAGUCCAAAGUCUCACAAAAGGCGUUCGCGUAGGAUGGGGAUUUUUACAAGAUACCUGUGCAAAUGCAAGCAAUGCGAGUGCGGAACUGACGUGUUCUGCCCGGAGCGAAAGAUACCUUGAUCAGGGUAGUCUGGCUUACGGCAUUGUCAAGAAGGAGAGCCGACUGUUUCUGAUUCCUAAAGAGCUUUCCGAUGAAGAAGUAGCACCCUUAAUGUGUGCUGGAGCUACGGUCUUCAAUGUGCUCGACACCUACGACGUGAAACCAACUGAUCGCAUAGGUGUCAUCGGUGUUGGUGGACUCGGCCAUCUAGCUAUUCAAUUUGCAUCGAAAAUGGGCAAUGAAGUCAUUGCCUUCUCCAGCACUCAAUCCAAAGAAUCUGAUGCUCUAGCUUUUGGCGCUAGCGCUUAUUACAAUGAUUUAAAUACCAAAGAGGCCAGCCUCGGUGGCGCUCUUGACGUCCUCAUUGUGACUGCUCCCGCCCUACCAAACUGGGGUAUCUACCUCCCUUUCUUGGCUCCCAAAGCUAAGAUCUUUGCACUCCCUAUUGGGCCUGGAAAUCUCGCACUACCCAAUAUGCCACUAUUGUUAAAUGGUAUCACGAUUCAAGGAAGUGUGUUAGCACCUACAAAUGUGCACAAGCGCAUGCUGGAUUUUGCUGCCGCUAAAGGCGUAAAGCCAAAAGUACACAAGUUUUUGAUGGACCGUGAUGGUAUUGUUGAAGCUUUCGGAGUAUUAAAGGAAGGAAAAAUGAGAUAUCGUGAAGUCUUAGUCGUACCAGAAGAGAACCGACUUAAGUGAACUGUUGGUGAAUUUUCUUCCAGAGAGGGUACCAGAAUUUUGAGUAGGUCUAGAUAUUGAAAAUUACAGACCUUGAAAGCAAUUUAUUUGAGCCAAAAAAACUUCUAUCAUUAUCAGUCUUAUGUUCUCUCAUGCUGUCUUCACGUCAGCAACUCACC
Messenger RNA from Botrytis byssoidea, 1634 nucleotides. RefSeq lists its product as uncharacterized. NCBI's taxonomy places the organism in Eukaryota, Fungi, Ascomycota, Leotiomycetes, Helotiales, Sclerotiniaceae. The transcript has 5 exons. Gene Ontology annotation, biological process: alcohol metabolic process. The coding region runs from base 463 to 1476 and encodes 337 amino acids. Gene Ontology annotation, molecular function: alcohol dehydrogenase (NADP+) activity; zinc ion binding. The record is from RefSeq and is a predicted model, not a curated record.